AGAGAGAGAGAGAGAGAGUUGACACUGGUCACUGUUACUUCUGUUGAAGCUGAAGCGAGAAUCAAGGAGCAGAGGAGUCAUAAAUGAAAUAUUGGUGUUGUUCUCCCUGAGUUUGGCUGUCUCACUUGCUCAGAUCGCCUCAAAAGAAGGUAUCUCUCUCUCUCGUUCUCUCUCUUGUGUGGUCGUUGUGUUUGUCUUCCAUUAUCUUUAUUUAGGGAAAAAGGUCGUUGGACAUCUUCACUGCUACUAUUCUUGGGAAAUUCGUUGUUUCAUUUAAACGCUUGGAAUGCGCGUUCGAAUCUGAGAAUCUUGAAUCUAACGGAGAUAUUUUAAUGGUGGACACAGAAGACAGAGAGCCGUUCCUCCUUCUCUCUUCUAUUUGUUUAAGAAUUUCAGAUAGUUUGCCGUUGCUUUCAAUGCAACCCUCAUCCAUAUCAGAUAUCCAGAAUCUAUUUCUCUCUCCGUCUCUGCAACUUUGUGGUCUUUUAAGCUCCGAAAUUUUCUCUUAAUUCUCAGAUUCUUAAAUUCCUUGUAAGAAAAUAGAUUCAAUCGUUCUUAUAAAUAGAGGAAGAAGAAACAGAAUCUUCAAAUUCUUGAUUUCCGUUGCGAAAAUCGAAGUUCGUUGAUUCCUCAAAGAUCUUCUUCGUCGUAGCUUCUCAGAUCGAAUCUGUUCUUGUAAAUUAUUUCAGGAACCAACAUAUGAUCAGAGAGGAAAGCUCGGCGAGUUUUCGCUGACGGUGAACUGCUCUCGCCUCUGCAUUCAGGAACUUAACCUCUGAGAAAGAAAGGGACCCGGAGAGAGGGAAAGAGGUCUUUGAGGUCUUUUUCGGUUGAGAUGGGUGAAGCUCUGAUGCAGGGUCAAUCUACAGCAGUGGAUAAAACUGCUAAUGUCGUGUUGGAUAUUGAGAGCUUACUACAGUUGACAGACAAAAGCUCAGGAAGCCCAAAAAUGACUAGAAAACUCUCACGAAAAGGUUCUUUUCGGAUAGAGAGACGGUGUCAUGCUGAAGAGGAAGAUAUAGAUGAACCAUCAAAAAAGAUUCUUUUGAAAGUGUAUUCGCAGUUGGAGCCACUGAAGCAGCCAUUGAUCACUACCAAAGCUUGCACAACAGCCACAACCAUAGCCACCCUCAAUGGUCCUAAUCUCAUGGAGGCAAGUGAUGGGCGGAGUAAGAGACUCAAUCGCCUUAUAUCCCCCAAUCCAAGGAAGAUCCUUCUCUUCUUUGCAACAGUGUCCAGCAUUGGCACGAUGAUUCUCAUCUACUUCACACUGGCCAUUAAAAGAAAGGUUGAGCAUCAGGGAGGGUAGGCGAGGAACAUCAACAAUUUAUUGCAACAGAAGUUGAUUGGUUCAGAGCCAUAUAUAUAUAUAUCCUCUCUCUUAUGUUCUCCGUUAUGUCUCUGAACCUGGGGAGCCCACAGUUAGCAAACGAGAGCUGAGCUUUUUGAAUGAUCUUACUGGUUUGCUGAAUCUAAGCCCUUAAUGUUUUGAAUAGUCUUGUAGCUAUCAAUUGACAGAAAAGAGCAAUGAAGUCGCUGGCCCACGGGGUCACCACAUUGGGAGAUUUUUCUUUUUUGGGCGCCCGGGGGGGGGGGGGGGGGGCGGGUGGUGGGGUGUUUGUAAUGCUGGGUUAGAAGACUUUUUUCUAUUAUGGUUCUCCAGUGUACUCAGUGAAUCUGUUUUGAGUCAUCCUUAAAGCUCCAUUUGGUUAUUUAGUUGCAAUGGGAAUAGGGAAUUGAAAUUUUUAUAUUUUAAAAGAAAAUGUUUAUGAUCAUUUCUUCA
Macadamia integrifolia is the source of this 1783-nucleotide messenger RNA. RefSeq lists its product as uncharacterized. The coding region runs from base 836 to 1309 and encodes 157 amino acids. The transcript is spliced from 9 exons. Lineage: Eukaryota; Viridiplantae; Streptophyta; Magnoliopsida; Proteales; Proteaceae. The record is from RefSeq and is a predicted model, not a curated record.